GGAAAGGAGAGUAGGCCUUGAAGAGUUAAGGGAGGAGAGUGAAGUUUGUGAUAGAUGGACAAGUCUCCGAUCACACCAGAAAUUAGAGCCAAAGCUGAGGUGUAUGUUGGAGAUGAGGUUUGUCAAGAGAAAUUCCAGCUGUUGCUGAGGGAGGUAGGAUUGCCUAGUGGUCUCCUCCCAGUAAAAGAUGCAGAAGAAUGUGGGUACAUAGAGGAAACAGGCUUCGUUUGGCUGAAACAGAAGAAGAAGACUGAGCAUAAAUUCAAGUCGAUUGGGAAGCCAGUGUCCUAUGCACCCUAUGUCACAGCCCAUGUUGAGAAAAGCAGGAUCAAGAAGCUGACCGGAGUAAAGGCCAAGGAGCUCUUGAUCUGGGUCACCAUAAGCGAGAUUUACGUCGACGAUCCACCCACCGGCAAGAUCACCUUCAAGACUCCGACGGGUAUGACCAGAACCUUUCCUGUUUCUGCAUUCGAGAUCCAGGAGGAGGUCUAUAAGGAAGCGAAGCAAACCAAGGAAGCUAAUGCCACAAUUACAGUAAAUGCCAAGUAGUGAAGUGAAAGCCUGAUUAAUGAACUCGCUAGUUUUCUCUCUCUGUACGUUUGUUAUUCUGCUUUUUCUCCUUUUUUAAGUGUGCAUGGGUCGACUUUUCUUAACCCACCCAAUAAUAAUCCCUCCAAUAAUUGAAUAAAUUUGUCUUAUUUUCAUCCA
This is a messenger RNA of Nelumbo nucifera (sacred lotus), 708 nucleotides long. RefSeq lists its product as uncharacterized. Lineage: Eukaryota; Viridiplantae; Streptophyta; Magnoliopsida; Proteales; Nelumbonaceae. The record is from RefSeq and is a predicted model, not a curated record.